This is a messenger RNA of Westerdykella ornata, 1728 nucleotides long. RefSeq lists its product as uncharacterized. The record is from RefSeq and is a predicted model, not a curated record. Lineage: Eukaryota; Fungi; Ascomycota; Dothideomycetes; Pleosporales; Sporormiaceae. The transcript has 2 exons. The coding region runs from base 1 to 1728 and encodes 575 amino acids.
AUGUCUACCUCUCCGGGGCCUGACGCCCCAAGCCCGCAGAAGACCUCAACUCCCGCUCCACCCUCAACAUCCCCGCUUUCCACAGCCAUGUCCAUGUCGCCGACGCCAAAUCCAGGCACCUCCAUGUCCCCUCCGCCGCUACCACCUGCGUCCAUCCCCACAACGACCACCUCGACGCCCAUCAACGACAUCCUCUCCAUAAACCGCGUCAUGGACUGCACGUCCGACCCCGCCCUGUACACCACCGUCAACAUCCACACGGCCAAGUGCGCCAUCUGCGACCUCCGCAACAUGGCAACCAUGCGCCGUUGUCCCGGAUGCACUUAUCAAGUCUGUACACCUUGCUUCGACGCUCGAAACGGCGCGCCCUUGGUGCAUGGAAAUCUGGGGAUUGCGACGACGCUGAGUGCGCUUGGAUUGCCCGUCACACCCGUCAGGAGGAAGAUAUUGAAUCGAGCGGAUGGCGGUGUCGGCGGAGCGGCUGCAGCAUCCUCGAAUGUUGGAAGUGCAUCUGCUGGUUCCAGCGGUAGGACGGGGAAAGGCAAGCGCGAUGCUGCAGCAAACACUGAUGUCCAUGGCUCACCGACACCAGCAACUGCAACGAAGAAACGAGCCGCCCCCAAGCGCCGCCAAAAUAACAAACGGAAGGGCAAGGGUCGAGUGAUUGACGAGUCCGAUGCUGAAAAGACCGAGUCCGUCAUGGACGAUGCCGACGAUGAUGUGUUCACUGAGACUGAAGCGUCCUCAAAGCGACGCAAGACGCUUUAUGGGUCUAAAAGCCCCGGGACGUCCAAUGCCGGACUGGAGAACUUGACCAUCAGGUCGGAAGUCGGCAGACCACAUGUUCGGGGGGGAGCAGUACGUCAAACAGUGGCUGGGCGCAUCGGCGGCGACAGCACGAUCCAAGAACUACUCGAACUCCACGGCGUCGAUCGUCCCGAAAACCGGUACACCGAACACCUGCUGAGUCGCAGUCAACCCAUCUGCACGUUUCCACCCAUGUCGACGGUUAGUUUCCCGUGCAAGCUCUUUUUACCGCGUCCUUCGGCAGCUGAUAUUCACAAGACCAUUCAGGACAGAGCUAAGGCGUAUUUGCGGGAGCAAUCAGUGUAUGUUGGCGGUAGCAAGUCCAGAGAAACUGAGCAGAUGUCAACCUCUCCUUACACCAUCCGCGAGUAUAUGAACAACCACGACGCCCGCCGCUUCCGGCAGGGGACUGUUGACAGCGACGUUGAGAUCGCCCUGCAGGGCGGUCUUAUCUUGGCUGUCCAGCCGUGGGUUACCAAAAUCAACGAGGCUCUCCCUCCGGGUGUGCGUCGGGAGUUCACACUCACUUUUGAUUCGACCUUUGAUUCUCUAUCACUUCCGCAGCGAGCCGAACUGGAUCGGUUGAUCACAGACACCACUGCUCGCAUUCUGAGCCAGUUCGAGGUGGCAAGGAACUAUGUGCCGGGAACUCCGAGCAAGCAAGUGCAAGAAUCAGCAAUCGCGUUGACCAACAUGUCCGGAAAGGCACCGCCGCUUGGGCUGUUCAGUGUCACGCCUCCAAGACCGCGUCAGGAGCACGCCAGGACUAGCCCGAUCAAGCCGCGUCAGGGCUCCAGCUUGCCGCCGGCGGGCCUCUUCCGCGCUACUCCGCCUCGAACUGGCUCAGAUCCUUUCGCAGAUACGGCCCGUACAGAGCAGGAUGGAGGUAAUCGGAUAUUCCAAGAGGCCGAGCCACACUAG